ACGCAAUACCAGCGAACGAGGGCGUCAUCAUGAGGUCACUGCAGGAGAAGGGGAAAGGGGCGGGAGGGCGCUCCCUUGAGGAGAGGAGCCCUUUCACCCGGCCCUCGAAGCGCCACCUUCUCUCUCUCUUCACCGGAGUUUCUCUAGAGCCUCGUCCCUCGGAUAAGACCUCUUCCAGCUGCCACCACAGAAAGCUCUGUUUUCAAUCCGGGGUUUUGAAGUUUAAGCUCUGGUCACUAUGAGAAUCUCUGGAAGCCCUGCCCCCAGUUUUAAGUUUCAUCCAAUAAAGAACCUAAAGGAGGGGCCGGCAGGCGGUUCAGUGACGCAAUGCAGAUUGAUUGGCAUUCAGGCCAUCGACGUCCUGGAUUAGCCCCGAGUUUCGCCAAUCCAAAGCUGGUAGGCUUGUUGCUCAUUGGAGUGGCUGCAUGGGCUAAGGGCCUGGGUCUGGUGUCCAGCAUCCACAUCAUCGGAGGAGUCAUUGCUGUGGGAGUCUUCCUUCUUCUCAUCGCGGUGGCUGGACUGGUGGGUUCUGUCAACCACCACCAAGUACUGCUGUUCUUUUACAUGAUCAUCCUUGGUUUGGUCUUCGUCUUCCAGUUUGGAAUCUCUUGCUCAUGUCUGGCUAUUAACCUAAGCAAACAGACAGAUGUCAUCAAUGCUUCCUGGUGGGUCAUGAGCAACAAGACCCGGGAUGAACUGGAAAGAAGUUUUGAUUGCUGUGGCUUGUUCAACCUCACAACCCUGGACCAACAAGAUUAUGCUUUCUGCACUGCAAUCUGCAAGAGCCGGAGCCCCACAUGCCAGAUGUGUGGAGAAAAGUUACUUAAGCAUUCAGAUGAAGCCCUGAAAAUCCUGGGGGGUGUUGGACUCUUCUUUAGCUUUACAGAGAUCCUUGGUGUUUGGCUAGCAAUGAGAUUUCGGAAUCAGAAGGAUCCUCGAGCCAACCCCAGUGCCUUUCUAUGAGACUUUGGAUCCUUCUGACUUCUCUCCUGCUGUCUGCUCUCCCUAAGCUUUUUCUUCCUCCCUUAGGGAAAAACUGGGGUCUAUAGCCCUUUUUGUUUGAGAAAAAGGAAAGGCCCUUUGCCAUGCUCCCUAAAGAUGACUGAAUAGCUAGGCUUUAUGCCUUGACAUGUUUUGUUGGGAGCAAGAUUAUAAGGAAUAAAGAAAAACCUUCCUUCCUCUUUCCCUAAGUGGAUAUGGGAAGCUCCUGGCAGUGCAUGAAAUGGGAAUGGGGGUUGGACUCAUUCCUGGCUGUUUCCCCUCUUCUCCCUUCCACAUACUAGACCAUCUCAACACAUCUUUGCUCCAAGAGUAAAUCAGGGACAGAUCCAGAGAGAAAACCAAGAACUCUUGUAAUAAGCAGGACUCGGUUUGGGGAAGUUCAGUGAAUAUAAAAAUAAAAACCAUUUAAAGUC
Physeter macrocephalus (sperm whale) is the source of this 1415-nucleotide messenger RNA. It is a transcript of the gene TSPAN31, whose product is annotated as tetraspanin 31. Gene Ontology annotation, cellular component: plasma membrane. The transcript has 6 exons. The coding region runs from base 328 to 963 and encodes 211 amino acids. NCBI's taxonomy places the organism in Eukaryota, Metazoa, Chordata, Mammalia, Artiodactyla, Physeteridae. The record is from RefSeq and is a predicted model, not a curated record.